CCACCCUUUAACCUUGGAGCUGGCAUUGUCAUUGAUGAUCUACACUGCCUCUAUUUAGGGGUUGUCCUAAGCAUGCUGAAGUACUGGUUUGAGAAGGGAAAUAAAGGGAAACCAUUCUACAUUGGUGACAAGAUUGAAUUUUGCAACAAGAGGCUUCUAGGCAUUAAAGUGCCAGACAUUAUUUCCCGGGUGCCUCAUACCUUGCACGAAUUCAAACACUGGAAAGGCUCUCAACUGAAGGCAUGGCUUUUGUACUUUGCUGUACCAGUGUUGUGUGGAGUCCUACCUGCUACAUUCAUGAAUCACUUCUACCUUUUGGUUGCGGCUGCCCAUUUCUUAUCAUCAGAGAUGAUAACCAGUAGACAUAUUGACCUGGCCGAAGGCUUUCUUACUCAAUUUUACAUGCAGAUGUCAGCCUUGUAUGGAAAAAAGAAGUGUACUAUGAACUUUCACAUGCUUUCUCAUUUCACUGAGUGUGUCAGGAACUGGGGCCCAUUGUGGGUAUACUCAUGCUUUCAUUUUGAGUCCAUGAAUGGGCAAUUAAAGUCCUUCUUUCAUGGAACAAGGGACAUGACCCAGCAGGCUAUAUUUUCUUUUGCGAUGAUGCAAUCACUGCCAAGUUUAGCAAUAUCAAGUGAAUGCCCCCAAAUGAAAGCCUUACUAGAGGUUUUAUUUGAUCGCAAAAAACAAGCCUGCCACCCCACUUACACUGGGCUACCCACAGCAGUUGUUGGUGGUAAUACGUUAAUGCUGCCAUCCCCAACACUUCAAGCAGUUUGUCCGGAAGUCAGAAGAAACUCUCGCAUUAACGUGUUUUAUCGACUCUCUCUUCAAAAUUGCCUGUAUUACAGCAAAAAGUACCAUAGAGUAAAGAAGAGAAACAGCUACACCGUUAAGUUUCUCUCUACUGGUGGUUCCGUAGCUUUGGGCCAAAUUGACUACUUCAUUUUGCUGGACAAUUCUUUCCUACUUGCUGUCGUAACAAAAGCUAUUCCAAAUGCUCUUAUGCAUGAGAAAUUAAACGGUGCAAUCGAAGCUUUAGACAAAGUGAUCGUGCCUGUGUCAUUUGGUCCUGGAGUUGAAGUAAUACCUGUUUUGAACAUAUUAUGCAAAUGUGUGUGUGUAGACAUCCUAUCUACUGAAAAGUAUAUUAUUUUAAUCCCAAAUACUGUGUUUGGAGACUAAUUUUUUUAUCCACUAACAGUAAUGAUUUUUAUGAACAGUAUACAAAUGAUUAUUUCAUGGAAUAUAUCGCUUGGACUUGA
Molecule: messenger RNA, 1265 nt
Organism: Halichondria panicea
Lineage: Eukaryota; Metazoa; Porifera; Demospongiae; Suberitida; Halichondriidae
Exons: 6
Coding region: 73-1185 (370 amino acids)
Source: RefSeq, a predicted model, not a curated record